Messenger RNA from Aureobasidium subglaciale EXF-2481, 448 nucleotides. RefSeq lists its product as uncharacterized. The record is from RefSeq and is a predicted model, not a curated record. The transcript has 2 exons. Lineage: Eukaryota; Fungi; Ascomycota; Dothideomycetes; Dothideales; Saccotheciaceae. Bases 194 to 397 code for a protein of 67 amino acids.
CAAGACGUCAACAGCCUAUCAGAAUGUGAGUAUCUAAUUUCCUGGAAUGAGUAAUUGUUGGCUCUCUAGAGCCCCUAGAGGUUACAACCCUGACUGAUGUCUUGCAGGAUCGGCCAUAUCAAAGCAGGCUUACCCUCGGUGGAAGUUCGAGUUCCUCAUCAUUGGCGCCCUAUGCUCCGUUUGGGGAGUCAUCAUGAUGAUCUUCCUCCCAGAUAGCCCAGUCACCGCCAAAGGCCUCAACGAAAGAGAAAAAAGAAUAGCACUGGAGAGGCUGAGAGACAACCAAACUGGUAUCGAGAAUAAGCACUUCAAGUGGUAUCAAGUUCGCGAAGCAUUCACCGAGUACGUAUAUCCCGAAAGCACGGAUGGUAAUUUAUACUCCAUCCGUCUUCUCUGAUUAUCAAGUACUUCCUCUUUUUCUUCCUUGAGGUGGUCGUGACAGACGCUG